AUCGCGAGCCACAGCUAGUUGAUUAUAUGUAAAGUGCAAAAUGCUGAAGUGGGCCGUAUACAAAAAGAAUCAAGAUGGUCAGGCGACUGCUAUCCCCCAAGAAGUAGAAGAUCCUAAUUCGAAUAGACGUUGCAAUGAAAGAACUCGAAGAUCAUUAGAUGCUCAAGCCAAGAAAAGCAAGAAACCAAGUCGAUAUCAAAGGCGAUCUAUGGGAGCAACUGGUAGAAGAAAUAACAAAGGAAUAGAUAAAGAAAAUGUAAAUUGUAUAGGUAAUACACCUAAUUACUAUAAACCAGGUUUCAUUAAGAAUACUGAAAAUAUAGCUUUGAAAGAUGUAAGCAAUUUAACGCCCACGUCUGUUACACCUGUUAAGAAAUUUGAAAAUAUAAAUUUUUAUGAAGAUAAUCCAAAAGAUGAACUCGCCCCUGAAUUACCACCGACUCCUCCUUCAUAUAGCAGAAGAGUUAGAGAAGCUAAAAAACGAAAAUUAGAAAUGAAUAUCUCAAACAAUAGUGACAUUUUCACUAGAAAUCUUUGCGCAUAUAAAUCUGAAAGAAGAAUUAAUAAUAUUGAUAGAAGUCUUUUAUGUUCACAAAAACUAAGUCAUAGCACAUCAGAGCCAUCUUUGAACGAGCUCUCAGACAGACUUAGUGCAACAACCACAAGUAGUAAAAACUCACUCAAUAUGGAAAAGUAUGCAAGAAAAAACAAACCUAUAUGUACAACUAAAAGCACAAAUCAAGAUGUAGUUGAAAUUGAAUAUGAGAAAGAUUUAGUUUUAAACUGUUUAGAAAAGCCACUAGUCGUAGACAAACAUGAAAUAGAAAAAUCUACACUACCAAUAUUUGGACAUAGCAUAUUUAUGGACAAUCCUGUCUAUUUAAAAAAGAACGAAGAUUUGCCUAUAAGUAUAAGACCUUUAAAAAGAACUAGGAAAAAAUCUAGCGACUUUGAAAGUUCUUUUAAAUCUCCUUGCGUGGAUAAGAAAGAUACACAUGCUCUUGUCAGAGAUGGAUGCUCUCCUAUAUCGAUGACACCUUUAUCAGUUAAAUUAGAAGCACUAAGGUUUAGUGCUAUGAGUACACAUGAAAUAAAUCUAACUAAAAGAGCCACUCCUACCAGUGACGUAACUCAAUACUUUCCUAAAAUAGAAAACCCUUUUAAUCUAAUUAUAAAAGACGAAGAAACUUCAACAGAAAUGGAAAAUAAAUUUAUAUUAGGAAAAGAAUCAUUGACAAACGCAUCAGAAUCUACGGUCUCUACUACUCAAAUGGGUGAUGUAACACUUGAAAAAAUGAUAGAAGACAUCAUCAAAAGUACUAAAAUCGUGAAAUCUAAACGUCGAAUAUUAAAAAAUAUUCCCGAUCCAAAAUUGACUGUGGAAGAAGAACGACCUCCUUUAGAUGCUGUUAAAGAUUUAUUUGUAAGACCGCAAACCGAACAUAAAUCAAAUUUAAUUAAAGAGGCUAAAUACGUAAAUUUAUCACGAGAGAGUUCUGUAUCACCUAAAAAUAGUCCAACAAAGAAAAUGUUGCCAGUUCACAAAGUUAAUGAUAAAUUAUUAAAAAACGUUCCAAUAGGAUGUUUUCUAUUAGACGAUGGAGAUGGAUACAACGAACGAGAAGUUCGUACACCUAGUAAACUAGACGAUGAAUUAGAAAUGGAACACUUAAAUAUAGAAAUAAAUAAACCAUUACACAGAUCAUAUUCCUUAAGUGCCUGCAGUAGUAGAAGUAAUCUUAAUUAUACGCUAUCAGAUUCUACUCCCGAUUUAUUCACGACCAAUGAGAACAUUCGAUUAAGACGACAAAGAUGUAUACGUAAAAAGAAAACUGUAAAAAGCAACGAAAGUCUAUGCAAACAAAUGGAUCGAAACUCCCCUAAACCUUCAUUACUACGUACUCUGGAAAUGGGUAUACCAAGCCCCGCAUUAGAAUUGCAAAACGUAUCAUUAUGUGAGCCUCUUAAUUCCCCUUUCAUAUACGAAGAUGAAAAUGUACAUAAUAGAUCAAUUCUAACCAAUGUAUCUCACAGCAGUCUAAUGUCUUAUAAACCUAUUCAACAAAAUAUACGAUCUAGAGAACUGUUUGGUUUGACAUUAGAAAAUGGUAUACCCAGCCCUAUAACACCUGCUAUGGGUGUUAAAAGACAAAGUAAUAUUCUCAGUGAAGAAAGAGCGAGUAAAACUAGCAAAUUAGACGAAGACAUAAUAAACGAUGCGUUAACUCCAGUAUUAGAAUAUAAGUCAACGAGACGUUGUCUCACGUAUUCUCUAGAGGAAAGUAGUAUAAAUAGUAGUGAAGAGAAACGUAGAAGCGUAGCUAGUAACCGCUUAGAUCGUAGUACUGAUAGAUUUCAAACAUUAAAAGCUACGAUAGAUUUAGAAAUAAAAACACGACAUGAUGCAAUAGACGUUCACGUUAUUCGUUGUCGAGACCUUCAGAGACCAUCCGGACAAACGGAAGAUGUUAAUGCUUAUGCAAAGGUUGUGAUAACCGAUGUGAACGAGAACCAUUCGCUACCAUCUCAGAGGUCAAUAUUCCAGCGUACCUCGGUUCUGUACGGGAAACGAGAGCCGGAGUUCCAGCGGCAUCUGAAGUUACCUCUCCCAACAGCUGUGUAUGACCAUCAGAUGCUUCACGUCUCUGUCUGGCAUAGGGACAAGAAAUACAGGCGGAGCGAGUUUCUAGGAUGUGUCUCGUUCCCGCUAAAAGAUGCAAUUAAGAGCGACGUCAAGGGGACGUACUUCUUGCAGUCGGGGCGGCAAGGUGCGACUGACAGAUGCGCUAGGGACCGCGUGACAGACGACCGACGCAAUAUGGCAACCGAUAACACAGAGACGAGCACCAGUGAAGGCGCUAAAGAAAACCAAGACAAAGCAGUAGCAGCAAAUGGUCCUGCAUCAGUGUCCGGUAGUCAAGCGCAGGCUGUCGCCGCGGCGCUGCAAAGAGAAGCAGACGAGCACCUCUUCCUGAGAUACCUCGAGCUCGACCCGCCUGAGGACCCGGCAGCACCACGCCGGGCACAGAGGAACGGGAGAACUCCAUUCACGACCACGAGAAAAUCAGCGGGUCAAUCUUUAAUACUGGAGACGUUCAGAAGAGUGCCACAAAAUGGUGUAGGCAUCCGUCGAUUGGCCCAAGUGGCGAUACCGCCGCCGGAGUCAACACCGCCCGCACCCCGUUCGCCUCGAGCUGUGGCAUUGGCGUCCCCCGCGCCCGCACGACCUCCUACCGCCUGCUCCUCCACCAGCCAGUCCCUUGAUAGACGCAAACUGCAUUUGCCUCAAGUCACCUUCUCCAAGGAGACACCAGGGACAUCAACUGAUGGCAGAAAGCGAGCGCUCCUAGCGGUUGUUGCGCGGGAACAGCACUACGCGACCUGCCUACAGUUCGGUCUGGUGAGGUUUGUCUCACCACUGGCAGAGAGAGCUGACCUCAUCGCUCCCAGCGACCACCAGCUGUUGUUUCAGAAUAUCGAAGAGAUCUUCAGGUUAUCGGAAGAUAUACUAGACCAAGUGGUGCAAGAUGACGGAGAGAUACAGACGUCGACGGUGGUCGCAGUGUAUUUACAGAAGACCCCUGUGUUCCUUAACCUUUAUAAGAAAUAUUGUUUAGGACUUAAACGAGCUGAUUGUGUGUUGGUAAAAAAAUCAAAAGACCCAAGUGGUGCGUUUUCUCGUUUCUGCACGAGUCCUCCGAUACCGAGGAGAAGGCCUGACAUCACAUCGCUGGUACACAAACCACUGGAACAGUUCAGAGAGCUAUUGAGACUUAUGCGCGCGGCCGCAAGCGCUAACGGUGCUGGACCCUACGAUCAGCUGGAGAAGAAACAAUUGCAAAUAAUCGUUGAGCAGUUACAGAGUGGUUAUCAAGAUGUCACCGCUGGUUCUGGAUUGAUGGGAUUAGCUGGCGAUGGAAAACCUUUGUUGUCUGUUGCUGAUCUGGAGAGUAGACUGGUGUUCACUAGGUGUAAGCCAUUUGUUUUAAGCACUGCGGGUAGACAGUGGAUAUUCGGCGGUGAGCUAUCCCGGGUAGAGGGUAGAGCGGUCAGACCUUACUGGGCGCUACUGUUCAGCGAUCUACUUUUGUUCGCCACCGUGUCCAGAGACCGAGUGCUAUUUGUCACCGAAGAACCGGUAUCAUUAGGAUCGGUGUCGGAAGCUCAAUUCAAUAUUAGGAAAAAAGCGCCAUCAAUAGAUUUAAAAGCUGUCUGGCAAAGUUUACUUCAACGGCAAAUAUAUCGUGCUCACACGAUGUCCGGGACGCCGCUAGGAUCUCCGCUGGACUCACCAGAUCCUCAGCUUACCUUCUCGCUGGCGACCCUGGACUCACAACAACGCCAGGUAUCAGGAUCCAGCAUCCAACGUCACUCGAGCAUGGCGCUCUUACCGGCCAGCUCGUACCGAUCGCAUCUUAACAUGUUGGUAGAAGAACGACCCGAAAAAGAAGUUAGAGUUAGUUUCGACGUUCGACCUUACUCCGAAUCUCCCCUUCCCCAACCCGUUAGAGGUCCACUAAGUUCGGUGUGGAAGACCGCGCCCACUCCAGAAACACCUUCGGCUAAUCUCUCCCCUGCUGAUUCGCAAACUUUCUCUUCUCAUUUUGUGUCUUCUUCGAGUAUCGAAAAGAACGAAGAGAGACCUACUUCUCCCAGUGCACAAGUCACAUCCGAUGGAUGUGAAGAUUACUCAGAAGUGUCUCCUUGUAGAUGGGAAUCGUUUGAAGCUGAUCUAGCAUUAGCUGAUUUAGAUGUCGACCCGUCAUAUAAGCAUGCUGUCGAAGAACGCAUCUUCCUUCCCGAUGAUCCUCUCUUGCCGCGCGUUGCUUUACCGGAGCGACCAACGCCGCCGGCGUAUUUGGAACUUUGAUCCGCGGAGUCGGAUCCGGAGUUGGCAGAAGCCUGCUUACAUCGGAUCCUUAAUAGAAAAUUCAGUUAGGUAGUUCACAAAAUUAAUCCCUCUGUGUGAACGUUUAUUGUAGCCCUAACUAAGGUCCUUUCCUACUUUUGAAAAAGUCUGACUAAUACGACAAAAAUAUUUGUGACAUGACUUGAAAAAAAUUUGGAUUGAAAAAAAUUCUCAUUCACGAGAAUCAAGGUUGUGGUAGUAAAUUUUGAGAGACAUAUUUUCGAACAUAAAUGAUAUUCAAAAAUAGAUCGGAAUAUUUUGAAUAAAAACAUUAUUCCUAGAACUUAAGACCCAUAACAUUAUGAUACCUUCUCAAAUGUAUUUGAUAACCAAUAAAAAAUCAAGCGCUACUUUUGCUUGAUAAUUCCAAUUUGUAUGCCAACGUUUUACAAUUUACAAACUCUCUGUGUCAAAUGUAAUAUAGGGUACCAAUUAGUAGCUAUUUAUACGUUUUCAUUACGAAAUUUUACGAUUCGUCGCUUUUUAAGUCUUCCGUCCUUUUCUUAUGAUGCAUCCUCCCUUUUUAGUAUUUUGUAGCAUAUUCAAGCACUAUUCCAUGUAUUUCUGUAACAUUUAAUAUGUUAUUUAAAAAUUAAUUCGCGGUAAAUAAGUAUGUUUCUAAUCUAUUGAUAUUGUUAUAAAUGAAUGUGGGUUUUCAGUUGUAGUGUAACCAUUCUGUACAGGUCAUGUGGAUAUUUGGCGAUCAAAUUCGCGAUAUUUUAUCUCAUGUAAUCCAUUUAGAAUUACACUAAAGCAUUUUUAUUUCAAUAUCGCUUCUUUAUUUUCAAUACGAGCACUCACAAACAUCGUCAUGUGUUACAAUGAAAAAUGGUAGUCGAAAUAGUGUUGAACGUAGUUGAUGCUUCGUUUAAUUAUAUGCAUUAAAUUAAAAAAAAACCAUUAAAUGUUUAAAAAAUCGCUAUAAUCGUGAAAUGUUCACAUAACCUAAUCCGGGGACAUUUGUAUGUCUUUUUUACAAGAUAAAUUCGUAGUUAGAAUCGACUUUCGAUGUUUUUGGCUGUGUGUAAAUAAAAAAAAAUAAAAAUUGAUGAAUCAAUUCUGGGUUCUGAUUAAAAAAUCUUGGAGUAUCGGUGAAUUUCGGUGUUUUAUGUUUAGUUUC
Molecule: messenger RNA, 6029 nt
Organism: Papilio polytes (common Mormon)
Lineage: Eukaryota; Metazoa; Arthropoda; Insecta; Lepidoptera; Papilionidae
Exons: 14
Coding region: 41-4870 (1609 amino acids)
Biological process (GO): signal transduction
Cellular component (GO): nucleus; plasma membrane
Molecular function (GO): guanyl-nucleotide exchange factor activity
Source: RefSeq, a predicted model, not a curated record